Sebastes umbrosus (honeycomb rockfish) is the source of this 4899-nucleotide messenger RNA. It is a transcript of the gene itih6, whose product is annotated as inter-alpha-trypsin inhibitor heavy chain family member 6. Gene Ontology annotation, molecular function: serine-type endopeptidase inhibitor activity. The record is from RefSeq and is a predicted model, not a curated record. Gene Ontology annotation, biological process: hyaluronan metabolic process. Bases 351 to 3992 code for a protein of 1213 amino acids. Lineage: Eukaryota; Metazoa; Chordata; Actinopteri; Perciformes; Sebastidae. The transcript is spliced from 17 exons.
GUGGCAGCAGUCCGCGAAAUUUCCAGUGCGCACGAAUUUAAACUGGGAGCUGCUUUCUUCAAACCCAGCACGCAAACUUUCCGACUUUAACUUCACUUGAGCUUUAUCUUUUCUUUAUUUCCAACAACACCUGGCGGAUGUUUGACUCUUUAUCAAAACACAUUUCAUUAGCACCGCCGUUUAAAGUGAGCCGAGGUGAGGGAGGGGAGAGAGAGAAGAACUGGUGUAAAAUGUGAAGUAUGUGCGUGCACAGCGUCCUGCUGCACGAGCUGCCUCAGUCCAGCUGACGGACACCGCGAGACCACUUCACCUUGGAGACUAAAACCUGAGUUAUUAUUAUUAUUAUUAUUAUGGACAUGAUGAAUUUAAAGCUCCAGUGCAUCCUGGUGGUCUUCACUUUUUAUGUGCAAGAGGGAUUAUCGAGGGAUUAUGAAGCCAACCUGGGAGCAGAUAUUCUUUUACAGAGAGUAAGACGCCAAAGCAAAGCAACAAAACCAGUGCUGAAGGUGACAGACUACCAUGUGAAGUGUACGGUGGUGUCCCGCUACGCUGUCACCACAGUCCAGAGUUCAGUAUGGAACCAGCUUCCCGUCACCAAGGAGGCUGCCUUUGAGGUGGACCUGCCCUCCUCUGCUUUCAUCUCCAACUUCACCAUCACCUCCAAUGGCAACGUGUACGUGGCCCAGGUGAAGGAGAGAGCUGCCGCCAGGAAGAUUUACGAUGCUGCUAAGAAGCAAGGAAAAACAGCCGGACUGGUUGCUACCAAAGAGAGGGAGAUUGAGAAGUUUCGUGUGGCAGUAAGCGUGCCGUCAGGAGCUCGGAUGUCCUUCCUCCUGUCCUACGAGGAGCUGUUGCCUCGUCGACUCGGCCGCUAUGAGCUCAGUUUGGGUCUGAGGCCUGGACAGCUUGUUCAGAACCUCACGUUAGACGUCCGUAUAAUGGAGCGGACGGGCAUCAGUUUCAUCAAAGCCUUUCCUCUCAGGACGAGCCGGCUGCUCUCGAACACCGCUCAAGGUGAUGCAGAGGCGCCGGCCUCCACUCAUGUUGAGCAGAGCGCUUGCUGUGCUCGAGUUCGGUACAGUCCUACUCUACAGCAGCAGAACAGUAUCUCCUCCAAAGGUCUCAACGCAGACUUCAUCAUCCAGUAUGACGUGGACCUCAGAGAUCUCAUGGGAGAAGUACAGGUGUAUGACGGCUACUUUGUGCAUUAUUUUGCACCCAGAGGGCUUCCUGUGGUUCCUAAGGAUGUUAUAUUUGUCAUUGAUGUCAGUGGCUCAAUGAUUGGCACUAAGAUGAAACAGACAAAGCAGGCCAUGAGCACCAUUCUCGGGGACCUUAGAGAGGGAGACCACUUCAAUAUCAUCACCUUCUCAGACAAGGUUCACACCUGGAAGAAAGGAAGGACAGUCCGGGCGACUCGGCAGAAUGUACGAGACGCUAAAGACUUUGUGAAGAGGAUUAUUGCAGAAGGAUGGACCAACAUCAAUGCAGCUCUGCUUUCAGCCGCCCAGCUCGUCAACCCUACGUCCCCUGCCUCCUCCGGCCACCUCUCAUCCCGCCGUGUCCCUCUGGUCAUUUUCCUCACAGAUGGGGAGGCAACCAUCGGAGUGACAGCUGGCGACACCAUCCUUGGCAACGCCAAGAAAGCUUUGGGCUCUUCCUCUCUGUUUGGCCUUGCCUUUGGAGACGACGCCGACUUCCUCCUCCUGAAACGCCUGGCUCUGGAUAACCGAGGGGUGGCCCGGAUGGUGUACGAGGAUGCAGACGCGGCUUUGCAGCUUAAGGGCUUCUAUGACGAAGUAGCCAGCCCUUUGCUCUCAGACAUCCAGCUGUCGUACCUGGACGAUCAGGCGUUCGACAUCACCCGCGCCCUGUUCCCGAAUUACUUCCAAGGCUCGGAGCUGGUGGUGGCUGGCAGGGUCAAACCAGGGGUCAAGGAUUUAAAGGUGUCAAUGUCCGCCACUGAUUCAAAGCAACGUGUGAAGUUGGAGAACGAUGUGUUGAUUUCCCACGCCAAAGGGAAUGGGAGUGUAGACUCACUCGACUGUUCCGAAGGCGUGGAAGGAAUAUCCAGCUUCGUGCACCGUCUCUGGGCGUAUUUCACCAUCAAAGAGCUGCUACUGGCCAAACUGAAUGCUACCGACCCUGUAACUCAAAGGUUACUGGCAGACAAGGCCACCAACCUGUCCCUCAAGUAUAACUUUGUAACACCAGUCACGUCUUUAGUUGUAGUUAAGCCAGACGCAGAUGACGCAGCUCAAACUCAAACCACAGCAAAACCCACCACCGCGGCCACUAUAACCACGACAGCAACGACUACUGCCACCACCACCAAAAUAUCAGCUGCAAAGAAGCCCGGCUCCCCUUCUAACCCCAGGUCUAACAAAACAAAGCCAGACCCUCCUCAGCCACCUCCAAAGCAAACUAAAAAAAUCUCAUUGCCAACUUCCACAGCAAAAACAGCAGUUUCGCCAUCCAAGAAAACCACAACAACCUCAAGUCCCAGCUCUGUCAAAACUGCCCCAGCACCAUUCUCGGGUAAAAAGCCAACUCCUUCCCAAAAUGAAUCUAAAACUGCCUCUCCUCCUCCUGCCGGUAAGAUACCCACCUCUGUGCUUAACGCUCUAAAAACAGCGCCACCCCCAGCACCUGGAAAAGUCUCCACCCCGCUGCCCUUGAAAACAACAACUCCCUCCACAACCACCACAAUGUUAACAUUCACCACCAGCACCACACCUCUGCUCAGCUUAGCCAGAACCGACCCUGCGCCCCUGCCCGGGAAACCCCUUACCCCUCAGCCCAGUACAGUGAGGACAGCCCUGCCUCUUGUCAAAGUGACUGUGCCCUCCACAGAGGCAGAAAACAGCACCACAUCUGCUCCAGAUGUGCCUGUAAUCACCACCGCUCCGCCCGAGCUGUCGUAUCCGCUCGCCUCUCCCACCCCGGCACCGGCUCCAACAGUAGACGACAACAACACGGACUUGAGCGUCGCCACCUUUGUGUCGGCCACCUUUGCUCCCAUGCCUGGUGUAACAGACGGGCCGCGCCUGUGGGAGGCAGCGGGGCUUCUGGAUGUCUCCACUUUCAUUCAUAGGAAAGAUAUUGACCUUGUGAAAGACUAUGAUGCAACCUAUGAUUAUGACUACGAUCUCAACUAUGAUUCCUGGGAUGAUACCGCAGACACAGAAUCAUUUGAUGGUACUCCAUCCAGACUGAGCACCAUCCGGGUCUUCUCUUCAUCAGUUGAUGGAGAUCCUCAUUUUGUGGUCCAGCUGCCAAAGCUGCAUCAGAACCUGUGUUUCACCGUAGACGGUAGAGCUAAUGAUGUUCUCAGACUGUUAGAGGACCCGAAGAGAGGCAUCAUUGUCGAUGGCCACCUGAUGGGAGCUCCCUCCAAGCACAGUGCAGGAGACCGCCCCCGGACCUACUUCGACCGCCUCACCAUUUCCUCAGUCACAGCUUCUGGCGACAUCAUGAUCACCCUCUCAUUGGACGCUGUAGUGGUGGAAGGGGAAGGGCAGGAUACUCUGCCCAUCAAUCAGGAGGCAUUGGUGACGAGGCAGGGGGUGACGGUCGCUGUGGACAGACAUCGGAGCUGCUGGAUCGAGCUGGACAAAGAUGUGCGCUUCCUGGUUAUGUUCCACCACUAUAAACACCCCAGCUACCUGCAGAUGGCUCACCUGGGCUUUUACAUCACAGAUGGACGGGGGUUGUCUGCUUCAACCCAAGGCCUGCUGGGCCAGUUUCAGCACACUGACAUGAGUGUAACAGUGGUGAAGGAUUACCUGGACGGAGGAGCUCACAAUGAGGCAAUUUCAGCCAGGGGGAUCCUGAGGUGGGGAUCAAAGCACAUGGCGGUCACCUUGCAGGACAAGACGCUGAAAGACACGGUGCGGAAACGCCACAUGGGCAAGUGCUGGGUGGUGCCCAAGGCGGAGAUAGAGAGACUACUGGGUCAUCCGUACGACAGCUACGUGGUGGAUCAUGUGUAAUCCUAGCCGAGUCGGCUCCGCCUUGUUGCCUCUCUGCUGCACAGCUCAGGUCACAGCAGUUAUCAAUGGCAUGGUUAUCGGACAAAGGAUGAGCAAGAAAGUGGGACUCCGUGAGGCUAAAAUGACACGUUGCCACUCAUAGUAUUCAGUAAGGAGCAGUGGGACACAGGUGUGGUUACAAAAAGAGGGGGUGGCAGUUUAUAAAGGAGUAAUGAGGAAGUGUGGUUCGACAAAUAUAGUGAAGGACUGAACGAUGAUGUUCUCCAUCAGUGAAUUUGACUUGGAUUCAAGCUCCCUCUGUGUGCUGUAUCUGUGACAGAGACGCCGUGUUCUCCUGUUCGCAUGGCAACCACAAAAUGUCCAUUUGUGCUGCAGCAGUUUGCGCUCGCUCCAAAAUGUGUCGCACACUAACUCACGACUUUAAAGAUGUUUAUCAGAUUAUUCUUAUAUUCCAUCGUGGAAUGAUUAUUAGGCUAAGCCUUGUUAUUAUUAAAACUGUAUCAUUCUGUAAGUUGUAUUUUUUAAGUGUAUAUAAAAUAUAAUUGUAUGUGUAUGUAUAGAUAAUCUUCCCACAAAACUCACCUGGAUGUAGUGAUUGCAUCCUCAAGAAGAAACACAAAACAGAAUCAGGGUCUUUCCAGGUUUGCCAUGUGCUUUUUAUUUUUCUAUCAUUUCAUUCAUAGUUUAAUUAAUUUUAUUUGUUACACAAGACAUUAGGCAUUGCUCACAUACUAGUGAUCAAACAAGGACAGUAAGUUUUCUACUACUUCAGCCUGAACUAUUUCUUUUUGUCAAUUUUCAAGGGAUAAUUGUCAAUAGUGGUUUCCAAAUAGGCCAAAAACUGGAUGGAAAUUAAAACAAUACAACCACACAUGAGGCUUUUGUUUUCAAUAAAUAAAAAAAGAGA